CCGCGUGACCCAAUCAAAUAGUAGUAGUACUACUUAAUUAGAAACUUUGUUUUUGUCUCUCCACUCUUCAUCUUCUUCCUUCUCUGAGAAGCUGAAGGUUGAAAUACUGAAGAGCGAACAAAACCUCUUGUGUGGAGGGAAGUGGUUCUUGUUUCAUUUUAGGCUGGAAGGAUGAAGAUGGAAGUACCUCCUUCAACAGUUUUGUUUACUAAUGAUGAUACGAAGAACCUGGAGCAGUUGCUUGAUGUCUUUGGAUCUGUUGUCUCUCUCAAUGACAUUGCUGCAGCUUACUGUAAAGCAGGUCGGGAUCCAACUAUUACAGGUCAUAUACUUGUUGGAGAUCUGCAAGGUAGCACCUCUGGAGCUAGUACCUCGGCAUCAGAAGAAAAAAUAGGGGAUUCUGUGACACUGACUUCUGAAUCUGAAUUUGAGGAAGUAGGGGAUUCUGUGAUAUUAACUUCUGAAUCUGUAUCUGAGGUUGAUGCCAAGAGAGCUGGUCCCAGUUCAUCAAAGCAAAAAAAGUUAUCAGUGUCAAUGGGGACUGUCUCAAGCAUGAUCCCAAAAGACUAUAUGACGAAUAGGCCACAUAUUACAGAAACUUCUACGAGAAUCAAGCCAUUGAAAGUAAAUGUGGAUGAUUUUUUUACCCCAGAGCUAAGGGAUGAGAAAGCUCCAUUAGGCGCUGCAGCUAUGAGUGAAACCCUGCCCAGCAGUGUAGAGGAGUUCCUCUUCAAAAUGCUCGGAAGUGAAUUCUCUCUUGACAUGAGUGUUAUAAAAGAUGUUGUGGACCAAUGCGGCUAUGAUCUGAACAAGAGUAUGGAUAAGCUGCUAGAUAUGUCAGCAUCAACUUUGGGAAAGAGUGAUGACAUUUUAAACAUAGAUGUCGAGAAAUCUGUGGAGAGUCCAGAUUUUGCAUCAGUUGCAUCGCAAGAGACACCUUCAAUGUUAGAUCCAACUGUCUGUUCCAAAGCAAAUAAUAAGACUAAAAAUAGGCUCAGCCUAUCUAAGAGGGAGCAGGACAGGUAUGAGCUUCAAAAGGAAGUUCUGCAGGCAUUGUUUGAUGGACCUGCAAGACAUGAUGAUGUGGCUGAAGUGAUUCGUCCGUUGAGGGAAGUUGGGAAGUCUAGGCGAUCAAGUUACAUUGUAGAGAAACCAUUACAGGACACGUUACAUCAACAGAUUCUUAUCAGAACGCCCCAAAGUGAUGCAAAAAAUGGUGAGGAUAAUGAAGAAAGCUACGAAGUUCUUCGGAAAGCUGUAAAGGAGUACUGGAUAACAAUGAAAGAGUACUAUAAAGCGGCUUCUGAAGCAUUUUUCAGAGGAGAUAUUGACAAGGCACGCAAAUUCCUGGAAGAGGGACAAUUUUUCAUGACGAAGGCGCGAGAGACUGAUGAACUAUCCUCUCAAAAGCUUCUUGAAAACAGUUACAGCAAAGAAAUUGUGACGGUCGACCUUCACGAUUUGGAGCCAAAGGAUGCAGUGCGCGUGCUCAAACUUCAGUUGACUUCUCUUUGUGGUUUCUCGUCUAUUGAAUAUCUCAAAAUCUUAGUUGGGAUGACUGCCGAAGAUGCCAAAGGUCCCCGGAAGCGUCUGGUACUUAAAUUUUUGGAGAGGGACUCCAUAGCUUGGACGGAAGAAGAAGACGGCACUGCGAUUGUGAUAAGAGCGGAUGAGAUCGAUCCGAGGAAAAUGACUUUUGCUAAAAAAUCAACUAGCAGAAAUCGAUAAGUACAUCACUGAAGAGAUAAUUGAUGUACCUGCGAGCUCUGUAUGAACUUGGAUCUUGUGAAAUGCUUCUGCAUUUUUUCAUGCAACAAGGAACUUUUUGUCCCUUUUUGCUGACAAAAGGACUUAUAUUUGAUCCUUUAGUUUUCCUUCUUAUUUCAGUGAAAAAGUCUUGCUUAGGCACCGAUUUACUUGGUAAUGACUAAUACUUUGCAAAUUGAUUUGAGAA
This is a messenger RNA of Lycium ferocissimum, 1954 nucleotides long. RefSeq names its product putative nuclear RNA export factor SDE5. The record is from RefSeq and is a predicted model, not a curated record. The coding region runs from base 172 to 1728 and encodes 518 amino acids. The transcript has 12 exons. NCBI's taxonomy places the organism in Eukaryota, Viridiplantae, Streptophyta, Magnoliopsida, Solanales, Solanaceae.